Molecule: messenger RNA, 5748 nt
Organism: Phycodurus eques (leafy seadragon)
Lineage: Eukaryota; Metazoa; Chordata; Actinopteri; Syngnathiformes; Syngnathidae
Gene: lrrc8aa
Product: leucine rich repeat containing 8 VRAC subunit Aa
Exons: 3
Coding region: 211-2613 (800 amino acids)
Molecular function (GO): protein binding
Source: RefSeq, a predicted model, not a curated record
CCAAUCAGCGCCGAUCACGGAGAGGACGCUUCAGGAGCCAGUUGCCUUCCGCCUUGUGGAGCUGCUGCUGCUGCUGCCUAUCUGAGUCGCCACUCGCCACCCGCCACCCGCCGAAGCGGUGUCGUUGGGGCGGUCUCAGGGCUGAGAAAUGUGUCCCCGACGCGUGGGAGAGGUGAGAGACAGCGGCGUCCAUAAAAGAGGCAAGCCAUCAUGAUUCCCAUCACGGAGCUCCGGUACUUUGCCGACAUCCAGCCGGCGUACCGUAUCCUGAAGCCGUGGUGGGACGUCUUCAACGACUACAUUUCGGUGGUCAUGCUGAUGAUCGCCGUGUUUGGCGGCACGUUGCAGAUCACGCAUGACAAGAUGAUCUGCCUGCCGUGCAAGUGGGUCACCAACGACUCGUGCGAUGCGGCGCCCCCCCGCGGCGCCUCGGCCCCGCCACAGGGGGAGCCCCGGGGCAUUCAGAACGAGCUGGACCGCCACCAGUACAGCUAUAUUGACGCCGUGUGUUACGAGAGCAAGCUGCACUGGUUCGCCAAGUACUUCCCCUACUUGGUGUUGCUCCACACGCUCAUCUUCCUGGCCUGCAGCAACUUCUGGUUCAAGUUCCCGCGCACCAGCUCCAAACUCGAGCAUUUUGUCUCCAUCCUGCGAAAGUGCUUCGAUUCCCCGUGGACCACCAGGGCGCUGUCGGAGACGGUGGUGGAGGAGAGGGACUCCAAGGCUCCAGGGAAGAUGAACGGCUCGGCGGACAAGAAGACCCCGCACCGCCAGUUGCCCGCCAGCGAGGACGUGGAGGCCAGCGCGCCCAUGCUCCAGAGAACGAAGACCAAAAUCGAGCAAAGGAUUGUGGAUCGAUCGGAAACGGGGGUUCUGGACAAAAAGGAAGGGGAGCAGGCCAAGGCUCUUUUUGAAAAGGUGAAGAAGUUCCGGAUGCACGUAGAAGAAGGAGAUGUCAUCCACCGUCUCUACGUGCGUCAGACCAUCAUCAAAGUCAUCAUGUUUUUGGUGAUCAUCAGCUACGCGAGCUACCACGUGGGCUACAUCCGCUUCAGCGUCGUGUGCAUGGUGGAUACAGAAAAGCUGACGGGCUACAGCACCUUCUACUGUGCCCACCCGCUGGCGACGCUCUUCAAAAUCCUGGCGUCGUUCUACAUCAGUCUGGUGCUGGUGUACGGCCUGAUCGCCAUGUACACGCUGUGCUGGAUGCUGCAGCGCACGCUCAAGCGCUACUCCUUUGAGGCCAUCCGCGAGGAGGGCAGCUACAGCGACAUCCCCGACCUGAAGAACGACUUCGCAUUCAUGCUGCACAUGCUCGACCAGUACGACCCGCUCUACUCCAAGCGCUUCGCCGUCUUCUUGUCGGAGGUGAGCGAGAACAAGCUGCGGCAGCUCAACCUCAACAACGAGUGGACGCUGGAGAAGCUGCGGCAGCACAUCUCCAAGAACUCCCAGGAGAAGGUGGAGCUGCACCUGUGCAUGCUGAGCGGCAUCCCCGAGACCGUGUUCGACCUGGUGGAGCUGGAGGGCCUCAAGCUGGAGUUCAUCCCCGACAUCACCAUCCCGCCCAUCGUGGCCAAGCUCCCCAACCUGCGCGAGUUGCGGCUCUACCACACGCCGGCUAAAAUCGAGUCGGCCGCCCUGACGUUCCUCAGGGAGAAGCUCAAGUCCCUGCACAUCAAGUUCACCGACAUCAAGGAGAUCCCGCUGUGGAUCUACAGCCUCAAGAACCUCAGCGAGCUGCACCUGACCGGUAACCUGAGUGCAGACAACAACCGCUACAUCGUCCUAGACGGGCUGCGCGAGCUGAAGAGGCUCAAGGUGCUCCGUCUGAAGAGCAACCUGUACAAGCUGCCACAGGUGGUGACCGACCUGAGCGCGCACCUCCAGAAGCUGUCCAUCAACAACGAGGGCACCAAGCUCAUGGUGCUCAACAGCCUGAACAAGAUGGUCAACCUAAACGAACUGGAGUUGGUGCACUGCGACCUGGAGCGCAUUCCGCACUCCAUCUUCAGCCUGCACAACCUGCAGGAGAUCAACCUGAAGGACAACAACCUGAAGACAAUCGAGGAGAUCAUCAGCUUCCAGCAUCUGCGACGCCUGGUGUGCCUGAAGCUGUGGUACAACCAGAUCGCCUACAUCCCCAUUCAGAUCGGUACCCUCAACAACCUGGAGAGGCUGUAUCUCAACAAGAACAAGAUCGAGAAGGUGCCCAGCCAGCUCUUCUUCUGUCACAAGCUGCGCCUCUUGGACUUGAGUCACAACAACUUGACCAGCAUCCCGGCCGACGUGGGCUUGCUCCAGAACCUGCAGCACUUUGCCGUCACGGAAAACCGAAUCGAGACGCUGCCGACGGAGUUGUUCCAGUGCAAAAAGCUGCGUGUGCUGCAGCUGGGCAACAACUGCCUGGAGACGCUGCCGGCGUGCGUGGGCGGGCUGGCCGGCUUGACCCAGCUCGAGCUGCGCGGCAACAACCUGGAGGGCCUGCCGCCCGAGCUGGGCGAGUGUCGGCUGCUGGAGCGCAGCGGCCUGGUGGUGGAGGAGAAGCUGUUCAACACGCUGCCGCUUGAGGUCAAGGAGCAACUGCUAGGCGCAGACAAGGAGAAAUUGUGACAGCUUUUUUAGUUUUUUUGUUGCUUUGCGAAGGUAAGUCGAGGCCGUGCACCUUUUUUUGUGACGUGAGAGUCACAAAUGGACCUUGAGAAACCUUAAAUGUCCCUCACGCAUGCUCCAAUUCACCGAUUGUGUGAUCUUAACACUUUUGGCCUUAAAAGUCAAUAAGAACUGUGUCGCUUAGUGUGUGGUGUGCCACCCAGGCUCUGUGAAAAGCCCCCUUUUUUGUAUUUUUAAUCAGCAUGUUGGAGUCUUUUUGCAUGGGCUAUUGCACUGCUUAUGUGUCAAUGGACCACAUUACGGAGUCUUUAUGAUCCAAACUGUUGAAAUGGAAUAAGACAAGGGCUGUGUUCGGAACCUUUCACUCAUUCCCUACUCCCUUUGUAUGUACUGGACUAUAGAAUUCACUCGUCAGUCAAAUGAAAAAUAGUUUUGGAAUGCUACUCGGAUGCGCCCUUAACUGAUUCAUUGUCGUGGCCGUUUGUAUUUGUCAACUGGCGUCCGACCAUAUACUUCCACCAGCGUUUCUCUGUCAAGUAUGUUUUUCAAGUACGCGUCGAAGAGGGUCUCACCCAGCAAAAUGAAUACGAAGCAUUUUAUGUCCAUCUGUGUUGCGAUCUGUUGCUUCUUUGGUAUCGGCGCAAUGCAAUUACGUUUUGUGGGCACAAUCGAGGGGAUAACCUAUACUCACUACACAUUCCAACAGCCCUACAACGUAGCCAACUCACUAUGUAGGGCGCUAUAUCGUGGAUAGGGAGUGAUUCCCAACACAGCCACGUUCACGUUUACGUUAUUCCAGCCUUCUCGUUUUUUUGCUUUUGCAAGCUAACUUGACAUUUUUUGCUCCUUUAGAGGCAAUUGCGUAGUGAAAGGAAUGUUUUAUAAUGCAGAGAGAAUGUGUGUUAUUGAUUCAUCAGGUCCACUGCAGCCUCGAUUGAAUUAUUCCACGUGACUUAGCAUGCUGCUAACACAGCCUUAAAUUCAGUUGUUGUUUUUUUUAAAUACAAGCUUUACUAGUUUGCAGUACUAAACGUUUACUCACGAAAGGAAUGCGCUCCUACAGUUGCCUGAUUUUUGUGUAUUUAUUCUACUAUUAAACUUUUGCCAUGUUUGAGUAAGUCAGUGUUUGCCAACCUUAAUUGAGGCAAAACAUGUUUUCAAUCCGAAAAAUCUCAUGGCAAACCAAAUUAUCACAAAUGUAAUGAAAUAACGGUGAUCUCAUUUCAAUUUGCUCAUAAAUUUACACACUUGGCGUUAAAUGUGGGCCUGGUUAGUUGAAAAUAAAGUUAUUCUGUUGUAUGAAUGGCAACAGGUGGAUACAUAUCUUAAAUGGACCUUCUGCCAUCUAGUGGAAGAGCUUUUAAUUGUCCUGGCUGUCACGAUACAUCGCUGGCAUGGAUAGAUGAACAUACAUAAAUUCUAGUGAAUAAAUGAAAACCUCUGUAAAGUGAAAAUAAAUUUGAAAAGCUCGAGACGAGUGUUGCUAACAACCCUGCCAAUUUCUGCUGAAUGCGCUGAAACAACUUCCCGCUCAGCUGUCAGCUGUUAAUCCAAAUUAGAGCAUAUUUCUUCUCCCUACGCAACCUUACGCCUACGUUGAAGCCGCAAAAAUAUGAAGCCUAGGGUGGCCGGUCGUAGCGGUACUUUUCCAUGCUGCGACAACGAGGCGCGCUAAUGCCAAGCCCCUGUCCACAUUACGCCGGGGCUCAGAGGCUGCCUCUCUGCAGCCCGUGAACGUGAGACAAGGCACGUGUUUGAUUGACAGCUGAAAGUUGCGGGGAGGCGGGGUUUUCAGAGCAUUCAAUGACCCGCCCACAGCAUCGGCAAGAUGAAAGAAUGUCUCAGUGCCUGAUUUCGCGUACUUUUAUUUUUGUAUUCAUUCAUUCACUGUCCAGCUUGUUAACAAGACUUUUCUCAGAUGUCUUUUUUUUUUUUUUUUAAUUGAGAUUUUUUGGGCCUCUAAAGAGGGUCUUUAAGAAAAAUUGGAUCGUUUUCAGAGUCAGUGUUCAAAGUCUGUUUUUUAACAUUAUCUGGUAUGAAAGCGUAAAAUAAUUUAUUUGAUUGUUUAUUUAGCACAAUGUAAAAACAGUGCAAAGAUGGAAUCAAGCCGGACGAGCUUGCACAGGAUUGAAUGACUUUAUAAGAAAAGUGUACAGAAACUGCAAAACUAAGGCAACUUCACGACGGGUGCGUGCGCCCGUCAUGAACUUGGACGGUCCGCCGUAGGGCGGCAGCUGUGCUCUUUACAAAACAAAAACAAAAAAAAAACGCUCUUCACUUCCUGCUACCUUGAAGGUCACUCUGCGGUACACAGGAAGUUAAUGAUUCUUGUAAAUCGCCUACGCCCGUGCGGAAGGUCUUAAAGGGGACGCACUAUUUAAAAGGUUUGAAUUGCUUGCAUACAAAAAGUUGCCUGCCCACCCAGCAAGUGUGACAAUAAACCGUAACCUGAGAAGAACAAAAUAAAUGACCCACAGCGACUUUCUCCACACGUGACACGAUCAGCUAGGCUCAGGGAAGAUCCAGAGCCACUUUCGAAACCAAACUCCCAAACUAGGCUCUGUAUGAAACACUUUGCAUGCGUAGGCACUAUCUUAAAGAAAUCCCCAAAAGCUUCGCAAGCUACUAGGUAAGCAGAGCUGCGUUGGCCAAGGCAGUAUUUGUGCUUUGGGAUUUGUCAAAUGCGCCACAUAUACACAGCAUAGUGUGUGAAGUGCUGCUGCCACAAAUUAAUUUAAUUUUAUUUGUUUAAAUAUAUAUUUUUUUUUUUACGUAAUUGCUGCUGUUGAGCUCCCCUUCAACAAGUAGAAGUUGUUGCCAUGGUAAUUGCCUCUGCAGUAUUUGGGUGGGGCAUGCUCACUCCUUGAACAGGCUGAUUUCAGCAGGACAAGAAAUUGUGUGAAGUGUGGUAUAAUUCUUUUUGGAUGAAAGCAUUAUUAAAACACCUUGGAUCUGUUUUUACUUGUGAAAAAACAACAAUGUUAUGUUUCCUUUUUGUCAGUGAAAGGAAGCCAUACUACUAAUGUGUAGUAAAUGUUUUUGGAAUGUAAAUUUAAAUGCCUUUAUUCGUUGCACUUUUUGUACACUUGUGACACAAUAAACUGUUUUGACACUGAGAUGUUUUGAAGAGCUACU